Messenger RNA from Pichia kudriavzevii, 1338 nucleotides. RefSeq lists its product as uncharacterized. Bases 1 to 1338 code for a protein of 445 amino acids. The record is from RefSeq and is a predicted model, not a curated record. Lineage: Eukaryota; Fungi; Ascomycota; Pichiomycetes; Pichiales; Pichiaceae. The transcript has a single exon. Gene Ontology annotation, molecular function: NADP binding; glutamate-5-semialdehyde dehydrogenase (NADP+) activity.
AUGGCCGAGGAGAUUGCCAGAAAUGCCCAUAGGGCUUCUACUGUCCUUAAGACGCUCUCUGAUGAGCAAAGAUCAACGGCUCUUUAUAAAAUUAGAGAUGCAUUAAUAAAAUCAAAGGAUGAAAUCCUCAAGGCAAAUAGAAUCGAUAUGGAGGAGGCAACCAAGAACAAACUAUCGCAGUCACUCAUUAAGAGACUCGACUUGUCCAUUAAUGGCAAGUUCGACUCGAUGUGUGACGGUAUUGUUGAUGUUGCACACUUGGAAGAUCCUCUAAAUAGAUGCACAUUGGCAACUCAAUUGGAUGACGGUCUCGAACUUUAUAGACUCACUUGUCCAGUUGGGGUUUUAUUGAUUAUCUUUGAAAGCAGACCGGAAGUCAUUGCCAACAUCACUGCCCUGGCCAUCAAAUCCGGGAAUGCGGCAAUCUUGAAAGGCGGGAAGGAAAGUUUACAUACUUUUAAGGCAAUGUCGGAAAUCAUCAAUCGUGUCUUGGAUGUGUCAACCGAUGUCCCUGCAAAUAGUAUACAACUCAUCUCUACUAGGGGGGAAGUCUCUGAUCUCUUAAAACAAGAUUUAUAUAUUGAUCUUGUCAUUCCUCGUGGCUCUAACGAAUUGGUACGCAACAUCAAGGAAAAUACCAAAAUCCCUGUACUAGGCCACGCCGACGGAAUUUGUUCCAUUUAUAUGGAUAAGGAUCUCGAUCUUGAAAAAGCCUGCAGAAUCGUCGUUGAUGCAAAGACAAACUAUCCAGCAGGUUGCAAUGCUGUUGAGACCCUCUUGAUUGAUGAAAAUUUAUCAGUAGAUCUUCAAACCCAAAUUCUGAAAGCUUUACUAGACGCUAAUGUAACUCUCCAUAUUGUUCCUGAACUCUUAUCUGAAAUUGACCCCCACUUGAAGGAGUCGUAUCCUUCUCAGUUAGUCACCGCUACAGAAAAAGACUUCGAUAAAGAAUUCUUAUCGUUUGAUAUUGCAGUUAAGAAGGUCAAUGGCGUCAGAGAUGCCAUUGAGCAUAUCAACUCGCAUUCUUCCAAACACACCGACGCAAUCGUAACGGAAAACGAGGCAACAGCUGAUGUGUUCCUCAAGGGUAUCGACUCGUCCGGCGUUUACUGGAACUGUUCAACUAGAUUUGCAGACGGGUUCAGGUAUGGGUUUGGUACCGAAGUCGGGAUCUCUACAAACAAGAUCCACAGUCGAGGCCCCGUUGGACUCGAGGGCUUGGUUUGCUACUACUACCAGAUGAGAGGUUCUGGACAAGUUGUAGGUGAUUAUCUCGGUGGUGGAGGUACAAGGGUCUUCAAACAUGUCUCUAUGGACCCUUCAAACGUUAAAUUGUAA